AUGGUGAAGCUAAUGAAAACGGGAGGGUCUUUCUGGGCAAUCUGGAUCAAAUCACACCAAGAAGGUGAACAGACGACGGACACCGUACUCGCAGAACGGCGGCAGGCACUAGCUCUGGCGGACAAGGCAGCCGCAGAUGGACAUGGUGGUAUUUUGCCUGGUACAUAUAGUGAUGUCAUGGAAUGGGAUAUCGUUCACCUACUGGGCUCGGAUGGCAAACCCUUUCUUGGUAAAACUCGAGCUGCUAUGCAGAUGAUGGUGGACCAGCAGCGGCGCCAGGCCUGGGUUAAACACCUUAAUGAGAAACAGGAGCACCGACAAACAAUUCGAAUAGACGCCUUGAACACGCCAGAACUACUAGGAUGGAACGAUUUCGAGGCACGUUUCUACUGGAGGGCAAUCAGUCUGGUACUUCACACCAGCGCAAGGAAAAAUCUCUUCGACAGUAGAUGGCCAUCGCAUUGCUGGCUGUGCCCGGGUCAAGAAGUCGAUACUCAAGCUCAUAAAUUUGGUGCGGGAGGGCAACACUGCGCGCAGUAUCAGCGAGAAUGGGCACUACUGGUGGCCGGUGGAUGUGAUAUGUGGAUGAAUGCACGGAAUUUGACUGACCUCGUCGACUCGAAUAUUCAUGACUGCGGCAGCCAGUUAUUUCAGCUAGAGACCGAGCUUACAUCACACCGCCCUGCAGGUCGGCUUCUACCAAGAUGUCUACAACGAACAGCCCAGCAGUGCACUCCAUCGUUAGCACACUUCAGCUAUCAUCCCAGCCAGCUAUGUGGAGUUUGGAAUAUUGGUGUUCUACACAGUAAAUAUCCGUGUAACGAAGCCGCGCUGAUAGUGAAAUCUCCUGGGGAAGGCCACGACAGUUGGUGGAUUGAUGACAUUUUCUGUCCGGAGUCACGGCAAAGGUGGACCAAUACCAAGGAAUGGAUUCGAGCACAGCGAGAGCGGAAUGUCACUGUGUGGAUCGCAUGUUAUGAACGGACCGAAGGUCACAGAGCAGCGCUCCUUCUCGGAGUAGAUUGGUAUGUGCAUAUCCCGGCGCAGGGUAUUCGAAUGCGAACUGAUCUAGCGGCGCGUCAAACCAAUACCAGUAAGGCGAUAUUCACAGCAAAGAACCCUCGCGGUAUUUGGAUCGGCCUAGUCAAGACUGAGAUAUCGCACUCUGAGCACCAUACCUUUAACAAUGAAUGGCUGCGUGUGCUCGGCGGUCGCUAUACAACGGAGUGGGCAUGCUCGGAGGAUAUUGGUACAGAAACGCAUGCUGGGGACGAUAGAGUGACGAUGAUAGACUGGACCAGCAGCCUUGGGGCCGGCAUGGAGGAUAACGCAUUGCUGCAUAGCCAGCGAUGGCUCCACCGCCGCCAUCAUGCAAUAUAUAACGCCCCGAAUGGUUGGAGGGUGUGGCCUUCAGCCUCGUCAGCAACUAUGACAUGGGCAAGUGACCUAUCCCACAACAAAACCAAAGCGACCAAGUUGCACAACAUGACACUGGAAGCAAUUUGGGAGGCGAAUCGAUCGCACUGGGCCCAAACGUGCGAGGCCACAGCUAAAGCUAUCCAAGCAAGUACCUCUGCCGGACUCGAGACAAAUGCACUCUAA
This is a messenger RNA of Phytophthora sojae, 1602 nucleotides long. RefSeq lists its product as hypothetical. Bases 1 to 1602 code for a protein of 533 amino acids. The record is from RefSeq and is a predicted model, not a curated record. NCBI's taxonomy places the organism in Eukaryota, Oomycota, Peronosporomycetes, Peronosporales, Peronosporaceae. The transcript has 2 exons.